AUGCCCUCCGACCUCCUCAAACCACUGGCCGUAUUGGCCCGCCAGCCGCAAUCGCAACGCUGCAUCAAAGCCAUCAGAAACCUAGGGGAUGCAUGGCAUCGCCUCACCGACGAGCCGCUAUCUGAGCUAGAUACCAAGCUUCACACUCGUGGAAACCAACUUCGACCUGGUCCCAAAAUCCAGAAUGCACAGGAAGAUCAGUCGUCCCUUUCGAACCCCAUAACCGUCGAGAUGUCAACUCGCGAACCUCUGACGACGCCGAAUGAGGAACCCCCUGUAUCAGAGCCAUCCCGACACUACCGGAUCCUCGCCGACUGGGGCACGGUUUUCAUCUGGCGUGAUUACGACAACCUGCGGGGUGGGGAAGGCGACUGCAUGCUGGAGGCGGAAGAAAUUCUCUGCUCUCCCGUCUACCCUCCUUCUGUCUUCGAGCACUACGGCGCGUGGGUGGACCUCUACACCGACAGCUUCGACCGCAGAUGCAACAAGACCGGAGACUUCCAUGCCUCCACGUUUGCCACCGUCGCGGAAGAGGUGGCCUGGAAUGUGGCGAGGUAA
This is a messenger RNA of Aspergillus uvarum CBS 121591, 558 nucleotides long. RefSeq lists its product as uncharacterized. The record is from RefSeq and is a predicted model, not a curated record. Lineage: Eukaryota; Fungi; Ascomycota; Eurotiomycetes; Eurotiales; Aspergillaceae. The transcript has a single exon. The coding region runs from base 1 to 558 and encodes 185 amino acids.